AUUUGCUUUCUCUCUCUACAAACACCACCAUUUUCGAACAUUCAACCUUCAAUUACUCCCUCAUUUCUCAACCAAAUCCUUCCAAACCACCACCAAAAUUCUCCCCUCACUCUCCCCUACACACCAAUACCCAUCAAUCCUAUCCUCUCCCCCUAAAUUCAAAAUCCGAAAAACCCUAGCCCCAAAUCACAAAAGUCCGAAUUUUGUAAGAGCCUAAGAGGUACCCAUGGCUCCCAAACGAGAUAGGGCCGUGACACAAUCAGCAAGGACACCAGUUCCAGGCUAUGAAAGGGUCCGUUUCAGAAACGACGAACAUAGGGAGAAAUUUGUUGAACAAAUUGAAAUAGAGGUACACCCUUCACGUUUUUUGUGUCAUGCUACUCUUACCACUCUAGGUAUUAUUGAAACAAUGCAUGCUUUGUUCAUGAAGUUGAGUAUGGAAUUGAUUUUUGACAUGAAGUACAAUUCAAAUGAGGAUGUUAUCUACGAGUUUUUGAGCUCAGCCAUGUUUGUAUCAAAUGCAAAUGAUUUUCUUGAGGACAAACUCACGUUUAGGUAUUCCAACACUGAACGUUCAAUUACAAAACGUGAGUUUGCAAAUCAUUUUGGCAUCCCGAUUCCUAAUAUGAGGAAAAAUUCCGAUGACACAAGUUAUGGACAUAACAUGUGGAAAAAAAUGACGGGAGAAGAGAGAGUUAGUUCCUCUUCACUCACUACAACUCAUGUCCAACACCCGGUGUUUCGCAUAUUCUUGAAGUUUUUGGCUAAUAGCGUUCUUGGGCGCCCAAACAACCAUCACACAAGAAUGGGUGAGGUAUGCUUAUUGACCAUGUCCCAAAAUGCAAAUGCAACACCCUUUAACUUGUGCAACUUGAUGUGGGAACAUCUCAAAAAAGAAUGCAAAGCAACGGGGAAUAUUUGGGCGGGAGGAGUAAUUAUGCAUUUGGCCACAAAAUUUGGCUAUACGGAUCGUCAUCCUAUAGCCGACUACUGUUUGAUGGACAUUGAUUAUCUGACUAGUGCCUUAUGUAUCUCUCAUUCCCAUUAUAAUGAGCAAGGUAAGGACUACUACAAGUGGACUAUUCAUCCUAGGCCCUUCCGAUAUUUCACUUUGCCCUCCGAUGACCUACCUCCACUUAUUUUCACCGAGGAUAUGAGCCAUGUCCGCCACUACUUAUUUAUCAAUGCUAUACCUCCACACCUCCGACAUCCUGUAGAUGAUCAACCGGAAGAGCAUCAUGAUGAUAUGCAUGAGGACAUACCCAACCCACCUCAAAACCCUCCGCAAAACCCACCGCAAAACCCUCCUCCAACCGACUAUUUCCAACAACUUCUAGCCGGAUUUCAAAACAUGAGCACGGAGUACAAAACCAUGGGGGGUCAAUUUGACCAACUUAGGCAAGAAGUUGUUCGUUAUCGAGAGGAGCAAAGCACGGGAUUUCAAAGAUUGGAGGAGCAACGCCAAACGGACAAUCAACGAUAUGAGGAAGAUCACCGUAGAAUGUAUGGUCCAAUGUACUCCUACAUAGCUCACCAAGCCUCUUAUAAUGCUAUGGCCACCCCACCUCCACCACCCUCAUGGUAUGACCCCACUCACUAUGGUAGUUUUGGGGGAUCGAGUUCUGGCGGUGGGGGCUAUAAUGGCGGAUUCGGAGGCGAUGACACUAUAGGCGACGAAGGCACCGGCGGCGGCUUUGGAGGCGGUUUCUAUGGUGGCGAGGGCGGGCACUAGGGACAGUGCUUGGAUUAAGAAGGGGGGAGACUCCUCAUUGGUAUUUAUACUAAAAUGGGGAAGGGAAAGCAGGACACGUGGCUGGAUCCGGUAGGCUGUGGCCCCUGCCACGUAGGAACUCAUGCCCCCACUUGCUGCCGCCAUGCUUUUGCAUUAAAUGCGGCAUCCACUUGAUGACUACCCGUUCGGGUAGGGCGUUCGGUUGGCGGGACCCCGUCAUGGGUGUUUGGGUGUAACUGUUUCCUGAAAUGCUCCAAGUAUAUGAAUUGUGCCGAAUGCCGAACGGGUCUGGACUGCUUUGGGCCCUACGCUUUCUCCUGGUUUCCUCAUAUUUUGGGCCGGGGAUAUUGGGCCUGGACCUAAUAUCCCAACAGUAUUUUUAUAACCAUUCUGGUCUGGUCUAGUCUGGGACUGGAAACCGUCCAAGUAAAAACAUGAUAAGCCACCUAUGUUGAAUUGUGUGAUGUGUAUGCUAGUUUUGUUCAUAGUUUCAUUGGUUGCUCAUACGAGUUAUAGAGGCUUUAAAUACGAUGUACUUCGUAUAAGAUUUGAUAUUAUAAAUCAAAGUCUAGUUUGUCUUUUUCAAUUUGUUUGGUGUAG
Cuscuta epithymum is the source of this 2332-nucleotide messenger RNA. The record is from the annotation of a GenBank genome assembly. NCBI's taxonomy places the organism in Eukaryota, Viridiplantae, Streptophyta, Magnoliopsida, Solanales, Convolvulaceae.